Mus pahari (shrew mouse) is the source of this 3667-nucleotide messenger RNA. RefSeq names its product TLE family member 1, transcriptional corepressor (gene Tle1). Gene Ontology annotation, biological process: negative regulation of canonical Wnt signaling pathway; regulation of DNA-templated transcription. The record is from RefSeq and is a predicted model, not a curated record. Bases 907 to 3216 code for a protein of 769 amino acids. Gene Ontology annotation, cellular component: nucleus; transcription regulator complex. Gene Ontology annotation, molecular function: transcription corepressor activity; protein binding. NCBI's taxonomy places the organism in Eukaryota, Metazoa, Chordata, Mammalia, Rodentia, Muridae. The transcript is spliced from 20 exons.
CCGCACGGCUCGGGCGGGGUGCUGGUUUGCUAGCGAGUGUGAAACCGCGUGUUAAUGUAAGCGGCGCAAGAGGCGCGGGCGGCGGCAGGAGCAGCGGCGGGGACCCCCGCGUCCCGGGGCAGAAGCCGGGACUCGCCUUCGACGUGGCCCGUCGCGGAGGGAGACGGAGCGGCAGCGCGCUCUCCGUCGCGUGGACGUUUGCCUCCGGGUCGCGAGAGAACUUUGCGGUGGCAGGAGCUGGUCAGCCCUCUGCUAAGAGCCGACGAGGGGAAGGCAGGCGCAGGGAGCGCCGGAGCCGCGGAGAGCGUCCGGCGGCCUGAUGCCCGGGGUAGAGGCGCGGCGGGCGGCCAAAGAGCUGCACCGGGAUCACUAGCCACCGACUGGAGGGAGGGCGCAUACUGGCUUGACCCUGCCAGGACCCCGCUUCGGCUUCGAAGCCCCACGCCCCGCCGGAGUCUCUGCAACGCCGGUGGAGAGCCGCCGGUAACCCGGAGCACACCGUCGUGGGAGCGGGUGACCUCCCGACCGGAGACGCGGCUCUCGCCGCUGGCUGUCUACGUGGGUUUAAGUCAAGGCGCCACCUGCGCGGCCGCCGACGCAGGGAGGAGACACACAGCUCUCCUGCAUUUGUGAGCCGCCGAAGGGAGCGCGCCGGGGGCACCGGGUGGAGGGCCACCGGAGGUCCGGGAGCCCCCGCUGCGCAGACUCGCAAGCGCGGGGCCGGCCGAGCCGCCCGCGAUGUGGCCCUGAGGGCGGGGGCCGCACCCGUCGCGCCCUGGCCUUGCAUCCCGAGUGCCCCGUGCGCCGGCCUGCUGCGCUGCUUCGCGUUCCUCGGCGGGAUUCAAGUUGGAAGUGGCGCGGAGGAUAGAGCUAUCCCGGAACAGAGCCGCGGCUGCCGCCAGAGCGAUGUUCCCGCAGAGCCGGCACCCAACGCCGCACCAAGCUGCAGGCCAGCCCUUUAAGUUCACUAUCCCGGAGUCUCUGGACCGGAUUAAAGAGGAAUUCCAGUUCCUGCAGGCGCAGUAUCACAGUCUUAAAUUGGAGUGUGAGAAACUGGCAAGUGAAAAGACAGAAAUGCAGAGGCACUACGUGAUGUAUUAUGAAAUGUCAUAUGGAUUAAACAUUGAAAUGCAUAAACAGACUGAAAUCGCCAAGAGAUUGAACACCAUUUGUGCCCAAGUCAUCCCAUUUCUGUCUCAGGAACAUCAACAACAGGUGGCCCAGGCUGUGGAACGUGCCAAACAGGUGACCAUGGCAGAGUUGAAUGCCAUCAUCGGGCAGCAGUUGCAAGCUCAGCAUCUCUCCCAUGGCCAUGGACCCCCAGUACCUCUCACGCCUCACCCUUCAGGACUACAGCCUCCUGGCAUCCCACCCCUUGGGGGCAGUGCCAGCCUUCUCGCGCUGUCUAGUGCUCUGAGUGGGCAGUCUCACUUGGCAAUAAAAGAUGACAAGAAGCACCAUGAUGCAGAGCGCCACAGAGACAGAGAGCCUGGCACGAGUAAUUCCCUCUUGGUCCCAGACAGCCUAAGAGGCACAGAUAAACGCAGAAAUGGUCCAGAGUUUUCCAGUGACAUCAAAAAAAGGAAGGUGGAUGAUAAGGAUAACUAUGACAGUGAUGGGGACAAGAGUGAUGACAACUUAGUUGUGGAUGUGUCUAAUGAGGACCCUUCUUCUCCACAUGCAAGCCCCACACACUCACCCCGGGAAAAUGGAAUUGACAAAAACCGUCUGCUGAAGAAAGAUGCUUCAGGUAGCCCAGCAUCCACAGCCUCCUCUGGAAGUUCCUCUUCCCUGAAAUCCAAAGAAGUGAGCCUGCAUGAAAAAGCCAACACUCCUGUUCUGAAAUCCAGCACACCGACGCCUCGGAGUGACAUGCCAACCCCAGGCACCAGCGCUACUCCAGGCCUGCGUCCAGGUCUCGGCAAGCCUCCAGCCAUGGAACCCCUUGUCAACCAAGCAGCAGCUGGCCUGAGGACGCCCCUGGCGGUGCCUGGCCCAUACCCUGCCCCCUUUGGCAUGGUGCCCCAUGCGGGCAUGAACGGAGAGCUGACCAGCCCUGGUGCUGCCUAUGCAGGUCUACACAGCAUGUCUCCACAGAUGAGCGCUGCAGCUGCUGCAGCUGCUGCUGCUGUGGUGGCCUAUGGGCGCUCCCCAAUGGUUGGUUUUGAUCCUCCUCCUCAUAUGAGAGUACCUUCUAUCCCCCCCAACCUGGCAGGAAUACCUGGCGGCAAACCAGCGUACUCCUUCCACGUUACUGCUGAUGGCCAAAUGCAGCCUGUCCCUUUUCCCCCCGAUGCCCUCAUUGGACCUGGGAUUCCCCGACACGCUCGGCAGAUCAACACCCUCAACCACGGGGAGGUGGUGUGUGCAGUGACCAUCAGCAACCCCACAAGGCACGUGUACACAGGUGGCAAGGGCUGCGUUAAGGUCUGGGACAUCAGCCACCCCGGCAACAAGAGCCCCGUCUCUCAGCUGGAUUGUCUGAAUAGAGAUAACUACAUCCGUUCCUGUAAAUUGCUACCUGAUGGCUGUACUCUCAUAGUGGGAGGGGAAGCCAGUACUCUAUCCAUCUGGGACCUGGCAGCUCCAACUCCCCGAAUAAAGGCAGAGCUGACAUCCUCAGCCCCUGCCUGUUACGCUUUGGCCAUCAGCCCCGACUCCAAGGUCUGCUUCUCAUGCUGUAGUGACGGCAACAUCGCAGUGUGGGACCUGCACAACCAGACCCUGGUGAGGCAAUUCCAGGGCCACACAGAUGGAGCCAGCUGUAUUGACAUUUCUAAUGAUGGCACCAAGCUCUGGACAGGCGGUUUAGACAACACUGUGAGGUCCUGGGACCUGAGAGAAGGGAGGCAGCUGCAGCAGCAUGACUUCACUUCACAGAUCUUCUCCUUGGGAUACUGCCCAACUGGGGAGUGGCUUGCUGUGGGCAUGGAAAGCAGCAACGUGGAAGUGCUGCAUGUGAACAAGCCUGACAAGUACCAGCUGCACCUCCACGAGAGCUGCGUGCUGUCCCUGAAAUUUGCUUAUUGUGGCAAGUGGUUUGUGAGUACUGGAAAAGACAACCUCCUAAAUGCCUGGCGGACACCGUAUGGAGCCAGCAUCUUCCAGUCCAAAGAAUCUUCAUCAGUACUUAGCUGUGACAUCUCUGUGGAUGAUAAAUACAUAGUCACUGGCUCAGGGGACAAAAAGGCUACCGUUUAUGAGGUCAUCUACUGAGAACACCACGGCUUCAUAUUUACAGUUGGAUUGGGCCAAAUGUUUGGAAUUUGUAGAAAUAGAAGUUAUAAUUUAAAAAAAAAAAAAAACAGAAACAACAUCAAGAAACCUGAAGAAACCUGUUUCCAGAUCUUGACACAGAACUGCUUUGAGUCUACAAAGAGAAGGCAACGAGCCUUAUGAGUAGACAGUCUACCUUUGGGCACCACAGUCACACAGUCACAUAGGUGUGGGAUAGAGGAGCUACUACCUGCUGUCAGUCCUGCCUUGGCCAACUGUGAGCUUACCCUUCUGUUCCUUGCAGUUCAGUUCACCUUGAGUCCUUUGUAGAGCAGUGGUGUCUGCAAUGAACUUGUUUCUUGGUUUUGCAUCUUGUGAUUUUUUUUUUGUAUUUUUUUGUUGUUUCAACAUUUGUAUAAAUUGUAAAUAUAUUUGGUUUAUUACAGUAAAA